Indicator indicator is the source of this 1260-nucleotide messenger RNA. RefSeq names its product 28S ribosomal protein S26, mitochondrial-like. Bases 39 to 701 code for a protein of 220 amino acids. Gene Ontology annotation, cellular component: mitochondrial small ribosomal subunit. The transcript is spliced from 4 exons. NCBI's taxonomy places the organism in Eukaryota, Metazoa, Chordata, Aves, Piciformes, Indicatoridae. The record is from RefSeq and is a predicted model, not a curated record.
CGCUACGUCACGUCCGGUGCCGCGGGCUGUCCGCUGCCAUGUUGCCGGCGCUGAGGCGCUGUCUGCCAGGCCCGGUCCUGGUUGCCGCGCUGGGCCCCGCUGCCCGCCCAGGGCUUGGCCUUUGCCCCGGCACGGGCGCCGCCUGGGGCCCGCGGCUGGUUCCGGCGCGGGGCCGCAAAACGCGGCAUGACCCUCCCGCCAAGUCCAAAGCGUCGCGGCUGAAGGUGCCGCCGCCUGUCGACCCUGAGGAACUGCUGGUAGUGAUCGAGCGGUACCGGCAGCACCGGCUCGUCCUCGGCGCCCUUCGGGCUGAGUUCAGGGCUGAGGUGCUGCAGAAGAAGAGGGAGGCUCUGCUGUCCCAGGAGGAGUCAACAGAGCUGGCAGAGGAGCAUCAGCGGCUGAUGGCCUGGAACGAGGCAGAGAACGCACGGCAGCGGGCACGCAGAGAGGAAAGACUCAGGAAAGAGGAGGAAGAGCAGAAAAGGCAAAAGCUCCAGGCUGCAGAGAACAGGGCCAGGCAGAUGGAGGCUAUGCUGAAGGAGAAGGAGAAGGAGAUUCUCCAGCUGCAGGAGGAAGCCAAAUCCUUCAUCACCCCUGAGAACCUGGAGGCACGGAUCGAGGAGUGCCUGGACAACCCUCGCAACUACAACUUCGCCAUCGACAAGGACGGGCGGAUCGUCAGACGGACUGUGCUGUCCUAGCGGCACGGGCCACGGGCUGCUGGCCUGCCCCCUGGCCUCAGCCUCUGCUGGCGAGCCCAGUGCUGCCUUUUCCGUUAUAAAUCACCCAUGGAACUGGUGGUGACAGCUCUGGGUCUGGAUGUGCUUCUUCUCAAGGGGUCAUGCCUGUGGGGAGAAGGGUGAGGGAGAAACUUGGGCCAGGUACCAUCUGAGCCUCAUGAGGCAGCUCGAAGCUGCUGGUGUUCAUGUGCCUGUCACUGGCUCCCUGCUCUCCCACCUCUCAGGAGUGCAGAUCCCUCCAGCUUUCGCACCAAGCACAUGGUGGGGCAAGCAGGAGGAGUUCUGAGGCAGCUGUCAGCUCCUUGCUGUAGCUGUUCAAGCAUCAACCCCUCAAGAUGCCUUUGAAGUCUUUGGGUCUGAGUGGCUCUGUAGGAAACACCAACCCGCUGCUGGUUUUUGGUGGUGGGAGGGAAGGAAUUUGCUGUUCCUCUGGCUUCUGCUGUGGUGGAGGGACCUGCUGUUCCUGCUCACACUCCAGAGCCACCUGUUUCUCAUCUCGUGGUAUGGCUAAACAGGAAAA